Molecule: messenger RNA, 1134 nt
Organism: Phacochoerus africanus (Common warthog)
Lineage: Eukaryota; Metazoa; Chordata; Mammalia; Artiodactyla; Suidae
Gene: DMAC2L
Product: distal membrane arm assembly component 2 like
Exons: 6
Coding region: 298-900 (200 amino acids)
Source: RefSeq, a predicted model, not a curated record
UAGUGGCCAAUGGGCGCGCGCGGCAGAGGGCGAAGGGCAGGCCGGCGCUGCCGUAGACGCCAGGGACGCUCACUCGCUCCCUCCCUCCCUUCGACGCUGUGCACUGCCUGAAUGGACACCAGGUGGCACCACUGCAGGAGGACUCCAAUUGAGGCUUGAACAAAUGGAACUUAAUGGCAAGCCUGGAAGGAACCAUAGAGACCAUUCAAUUCAGCAUCUCGGUUUUUUGCAGCAAAAGAAACCAAGAAAGAAACAAACAGGAGUAACUUGUUCAGUAACUACCGAGUGGCAAAUCAAAUGAUGUUGUUUGGGAAAGUUCCCCAGCAGUUGUGUGCCUUAAAGAAACUCCCAUGGUCACGUGACUCCAGAUAUUUCUGGGGCUGGCUGAAUGCAGUGUUUAAUAAAGUGGAUCAUGAACGCAUCAGGGAUGUGGGCCCUGACAGGGCGGCAUCUGAGUGGCUGCUGCGCUGUGGGGCCAUGGUGCGCUACCAUGGCCAAGAGAGGUGGCAGAAGGACUACAACCACCUCCCAACAGGCCCUCUGGACAAGUACAAGAUUCAGGCGAUUGAUGCCACUGAUUCUUGUAUUAUGAGCAUUGGAUUUGAUCACAUGGAAGGCCUGCAAUAUGUUGAAAAAAUAAGGUUCUGCAAGUGUCACUAUAUUGAGGAUUACUGUUUGGAAAGACUUAGUCAAAUUGAAAAUUUACAGAAAAGCAUGUUGGAAAUGGAAAUAAUUUCAUGUGGAAAUAUCACAGACAAAGGUAUCAUUGCUUUGCAUCAUUUAAGAAACCUCAAGUAUUUGUUUUUAAGUGAUCUUCCUGGAGUAAAAGAAAAAGAAAAAAUUGUCCAAGCCUUUAAGACAUCACUGCCUUCUCUGGAACUAAAAUUAGACUUGAAGUAAAAUAAUAAUAUUCAAUGUGUCUUAUUUCAAUAUAAAAUAUCAUUUUAAAUUGUUGAUCCUAACAGCAACAAAUAUGUAAUCAUUAACAAAAUUAUAAGGAUGCUGUAUCUUGACACUCUAGAAGCAGUCCAUCAUGUAGAAAAUAAACAUUCAGAUGUGAUUCACUGAAGUUACUAAGUUGGAAGUAAGAAUUUAUGUUCAUUAAACCAUUUUAAUAAAAAUGCCAACCAGGUA